Molecule: messenger RNA, 3860 nt
Organism: Momordica charantia (bitter melon)
Lineage: Eukaryota; Viridiplantae; Streptophyta; Magnoliopsida; Cucurbitales; Cucurbitaceae
Product: respiratory burst oxidase homolog protein A
Cellular component (GO): plasma membrane
Molecular function (GO): peroxidase activity; calcium ion binding; NAD(P)H oxidase H2O2-forming activity
Source: RefSeq, a predicted model, not a curated record
GAGCAUCACAAAACGAUCCCCCGGUUUAUGCAAAAUAUCAUCAGGUACAAAUAUUUUCUUCUUGCAGGAAAUCUUUGUCUUCUCCGUUCAGAGCCUAUUCCUUCAGAUUCAGAACGGGCCUUCUCUGCAGCUCGUUCUAUCACUCCCGAUCGGCGGACGGUUGGCAACGACGGCACCGGAGCGUUUUUCAACUGUUUGAUGAUAUUAGUUUCACGAUCUGCAGGCACGUUUCUCGGUUCGCCGAUCAAUGAACUCGACUACGGAGCAGCAUCGCGGAAGCAGUUCUGACGACAUUACACAAAUUGACACGGUGAUCCGGCUUGGACCGCCGCUGGGACCGGAGUUCGGCGCUGCGGAGGAGUUUGUGGAGGUGACGCUUGAUCUGCAAGACAACAAGACGGUGGUGCUUCGAAGUGUUGAGCCUGCAACAGUAAUCAAUAUCGACGAUGGCGUCUCCGGCAGUUCUGGAACGCCGGCCUUGACUUCCGCUUCGACUUCGAGAUCUCCGUCGGUGAGGCGGAGUUCAUCGCAUCGGUUUCGUCAGUUCUCUCAUGAACUGAAGGCGGAAGCGAGGGCUAAGGCGAAGCAUUUCUCGCACGAGUUAAAAGCCGAAUUGAGGCGUUUCUCAUGGAGCCGGAGCCAUGCGUCGCGAGCAUUCUCCGCGUCAUCGUCUACUCUGAACGCGAACAGUACUUCUGUUGGAGUGGAAAACGGAAUUGAUUCGGCUUUAGCGGCCAGAGCUCUGAGGAGGCAACGAGCAAGGCUUGAUCGAACUCGUUCCGGCGCUGGGAAGGCUCUCCAUGGAUUACGAUUCAUAAGCAGCAAUAAAACGAAUGGCGUCGAUUCGUGUCGUGAAAUCGAAAGCAAUUUCAAUAAGCUUGCCAAGGACGGAUUUCUCAGCCGCGCCGAUUUCGCGCAAUGCAUAGGAAUGAAAGAUUCAAAAGAGUUUGCUCUCGAGCUGUUCGAUGCUCUAAGUCGGAGGCGAAGACUCAACAACUUUGACCAAAUUAGUCGAGACGAGCUAUUCGAAUUCUGGAUGCAAAUUACAGAUCAAAGUUUCGAUUCCAGGCUCCAGAUCUUCUUCGACAUGGUGGACAAGAACGAAGAUGGUCAUGUCACGGAAGAAGAAGUAAAAGAGAUUAUCAUGCUAAGCGCAUCAGCCAACAAGCUAUCUAGACUUAAGGAACAAGCGGAGGAAUAUGCAGCCUUAAUCAUGGAAGAAUUGGACCCAGAAAGACUAGGUUAUAUCGAGCUAUGGCAAUUGGAGACACUUCUGCUCCAAAAGGACACAUACAUGAACUACAGUCGAGCCCUCAGUUUCACCAGCCAAACUUUGAGCCAGAACCUACAAGGCAUUCGACAAAGAAGCCCAAUUAAAAGACUUGGCACGAAAGUGCUUUACUUUCUGCGAGAGAAUUGGAGGCGAAUUUGGGUUUUGACAGUUUGGAUUCUGAUCAUGGUUGGGCUUUUCUCAUGGAAAUUUUAUCAGUAUCGACAUAAAAACGCCUUCAAAAUUAUGGGGUAUUGUCUCACCACAGCAAAGGGCGCGGCUGAGACCUUGAAGUUCAACAUGGCUCUCAUUCUUUUGCCAGUUUGUAGGAACACUAUUACUUGGCUAAGGAAAACCAAAAUAGGUUACUACGUACCUUUCGAUGACAACAUCAAUUUUCAUAAGAUAAUUGCGGUGGCCAUCAUAGUUGGUAUCAUUCUCCAUGCUGGAAACCAUCUUGCAUGUGAUUUCCCAAGGCUCCUUAAAUCAUCUGAAGCUGAAUAUGCGUAUGUGAUUGGUGACUUUGGCAAGAAUAAGCCCAGCUAUAUGGACCUCGUUAAAGGGUGUGAAGGUGUUACAGGAAUCUUAAUGGUGAUUUUCAUGGCAGUAGCUUUUAUACUUGCAACACGAUGGUUUAGGAGGAACCUCAUUAAGCUACCCCGUCCUUUCGAUAGGCUCACGGGAUAUAAUGCCUUCUGGUAUUCACACCACUUAUUCAUUAUUGUGUACAUCUUGCUCAUCGUUCAUGGCGUAUUCCUCUAUCUUGUGCACAGAUGGUAUCUUAUGACGACAUGGAUGUAUAUUGCUGUUCCAAUUUUGCUGUAUGCUGGAGAGAGGAUCCUAAGAUUCUUCCGAUCGGGAUCAUAUACUGUUCAAAUCCAAAAGGUAGCCAUUUAUCCUGGAAAUGUGAUCAAAUUGCAAAUGUUCAAGCCGCCCCAAUUUCAUUACAAAAGUGGACAGUACAUGUUUGUUCAGUGUCCUGCAGUUUCUCCCUUUGAAUGGCAUCCAUUUUCAAUUACCUCUGCUCCUGGAGAUGACUACCUCAGUAUCCAUGUCAGGCAGCUUGGUGAUUGGACGCAAGAGCUUAAAAGGGUUUUCUCUGAGGUUUGUGAGCCUUCCGUCUCCGGAAAGAGUGGCCUUCUAAGAGCUGAUGAAACUACCAUAAAGAGUUUGCCUAAACUUUCAAUAGAUGGACCAUAUGGUGCCCCAGCACAGGACUACCAUAAAUAUGAUGUGCUACUACUUGUUGGCCAAGGCAUUGGGGCAACACCUUUCAUCAGCAUUUUGAAGGAUUUGUUGCAUAACAUCGUGAAAAUGGAGGAGCAGGCAGAUUUAUCUACUGACAUCAGUAGUGUUGCAGACUUCAGUUAUGUGAGCAAAGAUUGUAUCGCUCCUAAAAGGAAAAAUAGUCUGAAGACCACAAAUGCAUACUUUUAUUGGGUGACUAGGGAGCAAGGCUCCUUUGAUUGGUUCAAAGGUGUGAUGAAUGAGAUCUCCGAGAUGGAUCAAAGGGGCCUAAUUGAGAUGCAUAACUAUCUGACUAGUGUGUAUGAGGAAGGAGACGCUCGUUCAACUCUCAUUACCAUGGUUCAAGCCCUCAAUCAUGCUAAGAAUGGAGUAGAUAUUGUGUCUGGCACCAGGGUGCGAACCCACUUUGCCAGGCCUAACUGGAAGAAAGUUCUUUGCAAAAUCAGUUCCAAGCACUGUGGAGCAAGGAUAGGUGUCUUCUACUGCGGAGCUCCAGUUUUGGCCAAAGAACUAAGCCAGCUCUGCCAUGAGAUUAAUCAAAACGGUUCGGCCAAGUUAGAUUUUCACAAGGAGCAUUUUUAAGAUAAGUUUGCCAUGCAUCAUUUCUUCCCUCCAAACCUUCAUAAUCCUCCCUUGUCAUCUCAGAAAUAUACAAAGAUUAAAAAAUUAUACAUUAACAUUGGAAAAGUUGAGGAAAAAAAAUCCAUCCACAAGAUUGAUAACUUGUAGAGACUAGGUAGGAAAGCAGAGAAGAAAAAACAAAAGAAGGAAGUUAUACAAGGAGACUUGGAAAAUUAGCCAUAUUAUUCCAAGCACAAUCACCAAUAAACACUAUGGUCUGUGUUCAAUAAAAUUAGGAAUUUUAUGUCUGCUGUGGUUCUGCAUUGUAUAUAUGAUUACCAUUGAGCAGAACCGAUGGUACAGAACAGUACAGCAACACAAGAGAGAGAAGUUCGCCAAAUUUGUAGGAAAUAUUUUGAGUGUAUAGGAUUUGAAAAAGAUUCUUAGAGGUUGCAAGGUUGCAGAAGGAAACAAUUCUGACAUAAUGGACAAGGGAUUAAAUGGACUUCUGGAAGUGGAGUAAGAUAGCUUCUCUAAUCUCUAUCAUUCAUUUUCAGAAUUUUCCCAAAAUGGGUAGGAGAAUUUUUUACAGAGUCCAUGGAGAAGGUCAUAACACCGAUCAACCUCGAUUUCCUACAAUAUACCACCCAUAUAUCUGUGAAUAAUAGUCAUUCUUCAGUGUUUCCAUAGAUAUUCUUUGGACUAUUAUUCAUUCUUGUAUAUUUAGAGAGGGAAUUUUUUGUUAUUAUUAUUAUUAUUAUUUUAACCUAUAGAACGUAUA